AUGAUCGUAUCACUUUGUUAUGGUCAAACUACAAAUGAAGGACAAUGUUUACCAGAUACAGUUGAUUUUGCUACUAAAGUAGAAAAAUCAUCUGUUGUUGUCUAUGGAAAAGCAAUGGCAAAAAUAAUGAAUGAUGGAAGUGAUUCAAUAUUUCAUAUUUUUUUUCAAGUUGAUUGUAUUUUAAAAGGACCUGCAACAUUACGACAAAUUAAUAUAACAAAUGCCGGUCGUGUACCAGGUAAACAAUAUUGUCAAGAAUUUCCAGUUGGUAGUGGUUAUUCAAUCGCUUUUCUUGAACCAAUCGCAUCAAAUAAAACCACUCAUAGAACAUUUACUCCAGCUGAUUUUGCUGAAAUACGUGACGAUGGAAAUUCAACAAGUCAAUUAUUAGCUCGAACAUGUAAUCUUCAUCGAAUUGUACCACGUCAAUCAUUAGCAUCAGUUAGUGAUGUAUGUCCAGCUGUUGGUACUCAUCCAAUAUGUCACGAAAUUGUAAAUACAACUAUUGUUACACAAACUGAACUUGUUAAUAUAACAAAUGUUAUUUUAUCUGAUGAAACAACAAUGCUUACAAAUAUUGCUAAUAAAACAUUAGUUAUUUCAGGUGAAGCUGAUCGUUUAACACAACCAAUUCAUUCACCACAACAAGAAAUUGAUGCUAUUCGAGGUAAAUCAAGUGUACAUCAAGUUGAUGUUGAUAAAAGCAAUAAUGCAAAAUCAAUCACAUUUAGUGUAUUACUUAUGGUUAUUUCUAUGAUCUUCUGUUCAAAUUAA
Messenger RNA from Adineta steineri, 774 nucleotides. The record is from the annotation of a GenBank genome assembly. NCBI's taxonomy places the organism in Eukaryota, Metazoa, Rotifera, Eurotatoria, Adinetida, Adinetidae.